Molecule: messenger RNA, 1083 nt
Organism: Rana temporaria (common frog)
Lineage: Eukaryota; Metazoa; Chordata; Amphibia; Anura; Ranidae
Gene: EXOSC8
Product: exosome component 8
Exons: 11
Coding region: 174-992 (272 amino acids)
Biological process (GO): U1 snRNA 3'-end processing; nuclear polyadenylation-dependent rRNA catabolic process; exonucleolytic trimming to generate mature 3'-end of 5.8S rRNA from tricistronic rRNA transcript (SSU-rRNA, 5.8S rRNA, LSU-rRNA)
Cellular component (GO): nuclear exosome (RNase complex); cytoplasmic exosome (RNase complex)
Source: RefSeq, a predicted model, not a curated record
CAAACCACAUGUAGUGUGAGCGGCGCGCUGUUCCUCGAGUGUCCAGCAGGGGGAGUGCGCUGUGUGUACAUGUGAUCAGGAGGCACGUGUGACUUCCUCCUAUCAGUGCGGAACUCAGGACUCCGCCGCCAGAGAUUACCCGAGCCCAGCCUGUCCGGGCACAUGGUGGAGGGAUGGCGGCUGGAUUCAAGUCAGUGGAGCCGCUGGAAUAUUACAGAAAAUUUCUAAAGGAGAAAUGUCGGCCAGAUGGAAGAGACCUGAGUGAAUUCAGGACCACUACAAUAAAUGUUGGCUCAAUUACCACAGCUGAUGGCUCGGCGUUGGUGAAGAUUGGGAACUGCACUGUAAUAUGUGGCAUUAAAGCGGAGUUUGCAACCCCUCCAAUAGAUGCUCCUAACAAGGGCUAUAUAGUUCCUAAUGUUGAACUUACACCACUGUGUUCCCCACGGUUUCGGCCUGGUCCUCCAGCAGAAGAGGCUCAAGUCGCUAGUCAAUUUAUUGCAGAUGUCAUUGAAAAUUCACAGAUGAUACUGAAAGAAGACCUGUGCAUUGAACAUGGCAAACUGGCGUGGGUUCUCUACUGUGACCUCAUAUGUUUGGACUAUGGCGGAAAUCUUCUGGAUACCUGUAUGUGUGCGUUGGUGGCAGCAUUAACAAAUGCACGACUGCCAUCUGUUAAAAUAAAUGAAGAAACCGGUUUGGCUCAGGUGAAGCUAUCGACAAGAACUGCCCUGAAGAUCCAUAAACACCCGCUUUCAACAUCAUUUGCCAUAUUUGAUAAUAAACACAUUCUUGUGGAUCCAACCAAUGAGGAGGAGAGUUUGGCCACUGGAUUGAUGACUAUAGUGACAGAUGAAGAUGGAAAGCUAUGUACUAUCAGAAAGCCAGGUGGCAGCGCUCUGUCAGCAGAAAAGCUUCAGGACUGUAUCAGUCGAGCAAUCACCAGACACAAAGAGGUGCAGAACUUGCUGGAUAGCGUUACGACGAAAUAAUAAAGACGUUUUAAAAUGAACAUGUAAAAAGUUUGUAUUUGUUAUAGUGAUGCACACCUUUUUUUUGUACUAAAUAAAACAAUAAAUGUGC